Messenger RNA from Plectropomus leopardus (leopard coralgrouper), 4805 nucleotides. Its product is annotated as FYVE, RhoGEF and PH domain-containing protein 6-like. The record is from RefSeq and is a predicted model, not a curated record. Gene Ontology annotation, cellular component: cytoplasm. Gene Ontology annotation, molecular function: guanyl-nucleotide exchange factor activity; metal ion binding. Lineage: Eukaryota; Metazoa; Chordata; Actinopteri; Perciformes; Serranidae.
GUUCAAUAUUUUCUCUUACGCUGUUUUGACUUCGUUAAUGUUACACUUAAUUAUGCUCUGGGGUUUUGUUUUGGUUGUCUUGGUAGCUUGUGGCCCCUGAGGACCCCUAGUGGAUUGUUUGCGGAAACACAGAGGAAGCUGAUUGGUUGAUGAAGCUGGCAGCCAGUCAGUGCGGAGAGUGACCUGAGAGCAGCAGCAGGAUCACAUGUGUUGCUUCGAACAAAAGCGGAGAAAUUAUAUAUUUUUGGAUGGAUAACUUAUUUGGAUAGGAGUAGAUGGAUUGUGAUGCAUCCGGACACAAAAUCUGGUUUGUUUCCGCGGCACUGAAGUAACAAAAACAGAAGCGAAGUGACAGAAGCGAUGAUGAACUCAGGCAUGCAAAAGCCACCUGUGGCCCCAAAACCAAAGCUGGCCCAGCCUCAGAGGCCAGGGAUGUCCCCCUCAACCCCCAGAAGAGACUCCUGCCUCUCGCUCCCUUCUCCUGGCACACAGAGGAGGGUUAAACCAGCUCUGGCCCCCAAACCCUGCCUCUCCAAACUCACUACUUCUGUGGAAUCCAAACCACCAGCUUCAAAGAGCCAAGAAACCCCGCGAAUCGAAGGUCUUCUUAACUCCCAAAAUGCAAAGCAGCAAGAGAACAAAAAGCCAGACUGGGAUUAUAUCAUUCCUAUUUGUCUGUGUAGCCAGGAAAACUGCAUGUGCAUCAGGAACACAAACAGAAAGCUUGUCCGAGGUACUUUGGAUAACAGCGGAGAGAAAAAGUGCAAAGUUAUGAUCUCUUCUACUCAACUCACAAACCAAAAACCUCUUCAAGAAACUUUGGACAGAAAUCUCAACACAGACAUCAACACAGCAAGCGCUGUUAGGCCGUCCCUUCCAUACAGAACGUGGAGCGAUGAGGCAAAUGGUAACGUCCUCCCUCAGAGCGUACCUGAAGCAGCUCCGGAGGAAGAUGCUCUUGGCUCGAAGAAAAUAUCUUGUGUGCCCAAACCAGUCCCAGCAGCCUGGAGGAAGCCCAUCCCUGUCCCUGUACCACGGAAACCCAGGAUAGUCCGCCAGGAAAAGGUGGAGGAGGAGAGUGCGGAGAUUGCGAGCCAGGAUGUGAACGUCACAGAGGUGAAGGUGGAGGGGAAGGGCAGCUCAUCAGUGUCUGUCAGUGUACCUGCUGGAAACAAGCAGUCAAGUUUUCUGUCUGUGAGGAAAGCCUGCGCUCAGCCGGCGCCUCCGCCCAGGAAAAAGCCUUUACUGUGUGCACCUGAGAAAGCACCAACCUCUGCUCCUCUGACGCUCCCAAAGGAUGUGGAGGAGGAAGACCUGGGGUGGGACAGCAGCAUCCAGGAGAUGGAGGUAUCGGUUGACAAGGAGGAUGAAGAGGUGGAGAAAGAGGGAACGGAUAAUCGGGAGGGAGUCUACAGUGAUUUCACACAUAGUCCUCCUUCUUGCAGUUUACUCGAUCAACCGGAGCCUCCUGCCGUCACCGUGGCAGCAGAGGACAGGGUGGUCAAGGUCACUCCCAAGAAGCCCCAGAGACACAGCAGCCCGAUGGCAUUUAUGCAGAGGAAGGAAUCCUCUGAGGAGAAAGAAGAGUUAGGAGAUGAUGAAAAAAGGCAGGACCCUCCGAUACGGGACUGUGUUUUGAAGGAGAGAGUGAUGAAGGAGCUUCCUUUGCCUCCUGAUGAGGAAACGAGAAGUAAACUCUCAACACCUGGAAUUACCAAGCCUUCUCGGUCCAGCAAACAGAGGGCCAAAUCUUUCUCCGGUGCCGACCUCCAACGCUCUGAUGGACAGAAGAGGAACUCUUUCCGGAAACUGCUGGAUUUGAAGCUCUCUGUGAAGAUGCUUCCCAAGCUGAUAGUGAAAGGAGGCCAGAACUCAGACUGCACGGCGAAUGAGAACGAGCAAAGUGUGGACGGAUGUCAGGACUUCCCCGAGCAUCUCAGAGCGCCACGUAAAUUCUCCUGUCCGCUGAUCGGAGUGGAGCAAAACGUGGACGGAGAGGAGUUCUCUGCUGUUUACUAUGAGAACAUGCCUCACUAUGAGGAGAUACCAGACUACAUGAAUGUACAUGUGGCAUCCCCUCGGACCUCCAUCUCACAGCCUACACCCUGGCAGAGCUCACUGUAUAACGACGAGGGCAUAUAUGAGGAGCAGGAGCCAUACAUGUCCUUUGAGAAAAACCCUGGAAGCCAACAAUGUCAGACCCCAACAGACUAUGAGAGAAGCUCUGUCGAUGAGGAGGUGACACCCCUGGAUGGUGGCCACUCCGAUGAUGACAUCAUGGCCAACACCUCAGAGGACGAGGGCGAUAGCAGCUCCAUCUCAAGUAAAGGAGACCCUGAGCAGCCAGAGGAGAGCACGACACAGAGUGGACAGAAGAAGAGCAAGAUUCACCACAUCGCCACAGAAAUUAUGAGCUCUGAGAGUGUGUUUGUUGAUGUCCUGAAGCUGCUUCAUGUUGACUUCCGUGAUGCAGCGUCCACAGCGUCUCGUCAGAGUGGGAAGCCGGUGAUUGAGGAGCGUCUUCUCAACCAGAUUCUGUACUACCUGCCACAGCUCUAUGAACUCAACCAGGACCUGCUCAGAGAGCUGAAGCAGAGAGUGGCCAAAUGGGAUGAGAAUGCCCGGCUGGCAGACAUUUUCGUAAAGAAAGGGCCCUAUCUGAAGAUGUACUCCACAUACAUCCGCGAGUUUGACAAGAAUGUGGCUCUACUGGAAGAGCAGAGUAAGAAGAACCCGGCAUUUGGCGCAGUGGUACGGGAGUUUGAGGCCAGUCCACGCUGUGCCAACUUGGCUCUGAAGCAUUAUCUCCUGAAGCCUGUUCAGAGGAUUCCUCAGUAUCAGCUGCUGCUCACGGAUUAUCUGAAAAACCUGUCUGAAGACUCAGAUGAUUACAAAGACACACAAGCUGCCCUUGUAAUAGUCAAAGAGGUCGCCAAUCAUGCCAAUGACAUCAUGAAACAAGGGGAUAACUUCCAGAAACUGAUUCAGGUGCAGUGCAGUCUGAAUGGUCAUCACGAGAUAGUCCAACCUGGGCGGAUCUUUUUGAAAGAGGGCAUCCUGAAGAAGCUGUCCAGGAAGGUCAUGCAGCCCAGAAUGUUCUUCUUGUUUAACGACACGUUGCUGUACACGACUCCUGUCCAGUCAGGCCAGUACAAGUUAAACAACAUGUUGUCUCUGGCUGGGAUGAAGGUGAGCAAACCAAGCCAGGAGGCCUAUCAGAAUGAGCUGAAGAUUGAGAGCGUGGAGCGCUCCUUCAUUCUCUCAGCAAGCUCAGCCACAGAGCGAGAUGAAUGGCUCGAGGCCAUUUCCACGGCGAUCAGUGACUACACUAGGAAGAAGAUCAGUUUUAUAUCUGGCAAGCCUCCAGAAGAGAUUGAGCUGAGAAAUUGUGAUGAUGGUGCUCCUUUGGGAUCCAAAGCUCCCAUAUGGAUCCCUGACCCUCGGACCACUAUGUGUAUGAUCUGCACCUGUGAGUUCACCCUGACGUGGAGGCGACACCACUGCCGCGCAUGUGGAAAGGUUGUGUGCCAGUCGUGUUCCUCCAACAAAUACUGUCUUGAAUACCUAAAGAACCAGUUAGCACGAGUGUGUGACCAGUGCUUCACUGUUCUUCAGCAGCAGAAAAGUGAGCAGGUCCUAUCAGCAGCAGUAUCUCCUGGAAGCAGAGCGACAUUUGCUUUCUCCAGGAAGCAGAAGAAGAUACCUGCAGCCCUCAAAGAGGUGUCGGCAAGCACAGACAACUCCUCCAUGAGUGGUUAUCUGCAGAGAUCAAAGGGCAACAAAAAGCAGGGGAAGAGGCUGUGGUUCGUUAUCAAAGACAAGGUCCUGUACACGUACGCUGCAAGUGAGGAUGUUGCAGCCUUAGAGAGUCAGCCCCUGUUAGGGUUCAUGUUGAAAGUUGAUUCAUCGCAGAAGUUACAGUUUAAGCUUUUUCACAAAAACACGCCGUACUACAUUUUUAAGGCUGAUGACGUCCAAACAGCACAGAGGUGGAUUAACUCAUUCAAAGAAGCCACGGUGCUUUAGUAUCGGUACACAGCGGCGUGGAGCUGUUCAGCACACAUUUUUUUUUACCUCAGUGCUCUCUGAAUUCUGUUAAAAGCAUCUAGAGACCUCAUGUUAAUUGCACUGAAACAUCCAAAUAUGUUAUUUUAUUGCCUUUAUCGGACAUACUGUACUUUUUUCAUUCUUUUAAAAGGAUUAGUCAUGUUAUAUUUGUAUGUGAACAUGAAUCUUUUCCAUCAGGAUGUAUGCAGUUUGGCUGCAAUUUUAGAAUCAUAUGCCAAAAUAUGUAGCUCUUUUAGACUUUUUUUGUUACAUAUUAAUUCAAGUUUUUAGUAAUCUGCUUGGAUCUCUGUAGCAUAGACUUGUUAAUAAAAACCCAUUGUAAAUAGAUUUGUAAUGAAUAUUGUAAUAACAUUUUGACACACCUGUAGAGGUAAAAACAAAUCAUGUAGAUCUUUUUAUUUGGUUAAAAUAAUUUUCACACUCAUGCAGCUGGCUGUAGAACACAUUCUCUUCAUGCUUUUGUAAGAAACUUUCACUUUCUAUUAUUAAGCCUUUCUGUAAACCUGAGUCUAAUCUGGAGUGUAAUGGUGUAUCAGGGGAAUGCUCACUAUUUGGACAGAACUGUACCAUAAUGUGUAUUAUUUAAGUAACUCAAAUAACUGUAGAUAGAUGAUAUCCUUACACUCAUACCUUAAAUGUAAAUAUAGAGGAUUGUAAAUGAACUGUAAUCAAAUUACCACAAAUCUCAGUUUUGUUAUUUAAAUUCUCUCACUGUAAUAAACGUUUGUUUUACUGUG